UCGGAUUAUACUUGCCUUUAGGGAUCUAUCUAGUACUGAAAGAAAAAAAAUAAGAAAGCAAGGAAGGGAAAAGGCUGCACUGAAUGUGAGAUCAUGCAAAAGCUACAAAUCUGUGUUUAUAUUUACCUGUUCAUGCUGAUUAUACUUGAUCCAGUGGCUCUUAAUGACAGUAGUCAACCAAAAGAGAAUGGAGAAAAAGAUGAAUUAUGCAUUGCAUGUACAUGGAGGCAAAAUACGAAAUCUUCCAGAAUAGAAGCCAUAAAAAUUCAAAUCCUCAGCAAACUUCGUCUGGAACAAGCUCCUAAUAUUAGCAGGGAUACUAUAAAACAGCUUUUACCUAAAGCUCCUCCAUUGCAAGAACUGAUUGAUCAGUAUGACGUCCAGAGAGAUGACAGCAGUGAUGGUUCUUUGGAAGAUGAUGAUUAUCAUGCUACAACUGAGACUAUUAUUACAAUGCCUACAGAGUCUGAUUUUCUUGUGCAAAUGGAGGGGAAACCAAAAUGUUGCUUCUUUAAGUUUAGCUCUAAAAUACAAUAUAACAAAGUAGUAAAGGCCCAGUUGUGGAUUUACUUGAGGCAAGUCCAGAAACCUACAACAGUAUUCGUGCAGAUCCUGAGACUCAUCAGACCCAUGAAAGACGGUACAAGAUAUACUGGAAUUCGAUCUUUGAAACUUGACAUGAACCCAGGCACUGGUAUUUGGCAGAGUAUUGAUGUAAAGACUGUGUUACAAAAUUGGCUCAAACAACCUGAAUCCAACUUAGGCAUUGAAAUCAAAGCUUUUGAUGAGAAUGGACGAGAUCUUGCUGUAACUUUCCCAAGACCAGGUGAAGAUGGACUGAAUCCAUUUUUAGAGGUCAGGGUUACAGACACACCAAAAAGAUCUCGUAGGGAUUUUGGCCUUGACUGUGAUGAACACUCAACAGAAUCCCGAUGCUGUCGCUACCCACUGACUGUGGAUUUUGAAGCUUUUGGAUGGGACUGGAUUAUUGCACCCAAGAGAUACAAAGCCAAUUACUGCUCUGGAGAAUGUGAAUUUGUAUUUUUACAGAAAUAUCCGCACACUCAUCUUGUCCACCAAGCAAACCCCAGAGGUUCAGCAGGCCCCUGCUGCACACCUACCAAGAUGUCCCCAAUAAACAUGCUGUAUUUCAAUGGAAAAGAACAAAUAAUAUAUGGAAAGAUACCAGCCAUGGUAGUAGAUCGUUGUGGGUGUUCAUGAGCGCUUUGCUAGAUCCAUUACUUCAUAAAACAUGGAAUCUACCAAAAAAAGUUCUGUCCCCUCUGUAGUUUUGCAAACUGUGAAUUUAUGUACAAUAGGCUAUCGCCUACAUCCAACAGGCUGUACAAAAGGGUACUGUACGGUACAUAUUCAGUACAACACAAGCUACAGAAUGUGAACUAAAAGACAAUAUAUGCAACGGCUGGUUUUUAAACCAGUGAAAAAGAUAAGCUACAAUCAAAAUCACCGGAUUUCUCAAUGAAUUUCUUAUACUAUAAGGGAAUCAGUUUUCAGUUAUUCAGAUACCAAAUUCAUAUACCGGUUUCAACAUAUACAAGUAGACAAAAGCAACCUCCUUGUCCUCCAGAGAACAAAUUUCAUCAUAGCUUCAUUUAGUACUGUAUUUAAAAAAUAUAUACUGGUACAUUUAGCAUUGUCACCAUACCACCAUCUGAAUUGUCCUUAAACACUUGAAUUUUUAGUGUAGAAACACAAAAAGAUGAAAUUCCACAAAAACAGAUAAAUUCAGAAAUUUGGGAUGGCAUAGUGUAUGCAUAAUGUUUCCAUUCCUUUUAUGAUUAGUUUGUUAGUAAUCAAUAUCAAUGGUGCUAUCACAGCAGGCUGAAUAAAAAUAAAAGCAGUUAUCAAGCUGAAAGAACACAGUACAAUAAUGAAUUCCCCCUCUCCUCAGGUACAGUAAUAUUCCACAUUCAUAUGAAAUAGGUAUUUUUUAAAUUUAAAGGUGAAUAAUUUUCUUGACCUAGUGAUAUCCUGCAGUACGACAAAAGGCAGUGGAAGAAAAAGAAUUAAAACAUGAAUAUCAUAAUCCCAAAUUAUAACCUGCCUUUGCAACAUUACAGUUUGCACUUUGGUAAACCAAUGCAAAUAAUUGGUUGCUACAAAUAUUGUAAAAAUAUAUACAUAGACUUUGAUAUAAUAGAAUUUGUGUAAUAUGUAUACAUCAUUAUUUUGUAAAUAAAUGUUUCUUUUUAAAUUUACUGUUGGUAUAUGUUUAUGGUAAGAAAGAUUCAAGUUAACCUGUACUUUAGUAUACACAAAUACAUAUUCUAGCAAUAAAAGCAAUUUUGGAUAUCAGUGCAAACAAACAGUAGAUAAAAUAAUGGAUAUAGCAACAAAGUAAUCCAUAGGAUGGUUAUGCUAAUUUUUUUAUAUUGUGCAUAAAUGAUGGGUGUUUACAACGUUUUUAUGGGUUACUGUUUUCAUUUUGAUCAACCAUUGAUUUUCCAUACUUCUAAUGUUGUACCCAUUAAUGAUGAUAGUACCAAAACCUCCUAUUUCAUUUCAUUUUUUGUAAAUGUAAAAAAAAUUACAACAAAAUAUUACCUUUAUUUUAUAAAUGAU
Messenger RNA from Mauremys reevesii (Reeves's turtle), 2583 nucleotides. It is a transcript of the gene MSTN, whose product is annotated as myostatin. Lineage: Eukaryota; Metazoa; Chordata; Testudines; Geoemydidae. The record is from RefSeq and is a predicted model, not a curated record. Gene Ontology annotation, biological process: SMAD protein signal transduction. Gene Ontology annotation, molecular function: cytokine activity; growth factor activity. The transcript has 3 exons. Gene Ontology annotation, cellular component: extracellular region. Bases 94 to 1221 code for a protein of 375 amino acids.